AUGUAUGUACUGCGGAAUGGUAAAAAUAAAUGUGGUGAAGACCUGCAAAAGCAAUGUUCUAGAGUUCCAGAUUCAAAAGAAAAAGAAUGUAUAGAAGACUUCUGCACAAUCGAUGGCAAAAAAUACAAAAUACACGAGCCGAUACCUAGUUAUCACAGAUGUAUCAGAUGUGAGUGCGGUAAAGAUCUGCAGAUGCAUUGUUCUAGACAAUCAGAUUCAGGAGAAGAAGAAUGUAACUUUUGCAACAUUGAUGGCAGAAAAUAUCAAAUUCAUGAGCCAGUACCUAGUCAUCAUAGAUGUAUAAAAUGUGAGUGUGGUGAGGACUUGCAAAAGACUUGUUCUAGAGAAAGGCAAUGUGACACUGAGCAUCUCUGCAAUAUCGAUGGCAUGACCUACAGAAUUCAUGAGCCAGUACCAAGUCACAGCAGAUGUUUCAGAUGUAAGUGUGGCGAAAACCUGCAAAAGCAAUGUUUUAGAGUUCCAGAUUCAAAAGAAAAAGAAUGUAUAGAAGACUUCUGCACAAUCGAUGGCAAAAAAUACAAAAUACAUGAGCCGAUACCUAGUCAUCAUAGAUGUAUCAGAUGUGAGUGCGGUAAAGAUCUGCAGAUGCAUUGUUCUAGAGACUCAGAUUCAGGAGAAGAAGAAUGUAACUUCUGCAACAUCGAUGGCAGAAAAUAUCGAAUUUAUGAGCCAGUACCUAGUCAUCAGAGAUGUAUGACAUGUGAGUGUGGUGAGGACCUGCAAAAGUCUUGUUCUAGAGAAAGGCAAUGUGAGCCUCUCUGCAAUAUCGAUGGCAUGACCUACAGAAUUCACGAGCCAGUACCAAGUCACAGCAGAUGUUUCAGAUGUAAAUGUGGUGAAGACCUGCAAAAGCAAUGUUCUAGAGUUCCAGAUUCAAAAGAAAAAGAAUGUAUAGAAGACUUCUGCACAAUCGAUGGCAAAAAAUACAAAAUACACGAGCCGAUACCUAGUUAUCACAGAUGUAUCAGAUGUAAGUGUGGCGAAAACCUGCAAAAGCAAUGUUUUAGAGUUCCAGAUUCAAAAGAAAAAGAAUGUAUAGAAGACUUCUGCACAAUCGAUGGCAAAAAAUACAAAAUACAUGAGCCGAUACCUAGUCAUCAUAGAUGUAUCAGAUGUGAGUGCGGUAAAGAUCUGCAGAUGCAUUGUUCUAGAGACUCAGAUUCAGGAGAAGAAGAAUGUAACUUCUGCAACAUCGAUGGCAGAAAAUAUCGAAUUUAUGAGCCAGUACCUAGUCAUCAGAGAUGUAUGACAUGUGAGUGUGGUGAGGACCUGCAAAAGUCUUGUUCUAGAGAAAGGCAAUGUGAGCCUCUCUGCAAUAUCGAUGGCAUGACCUACAGAAUUCACGAGCCAGUACCAAGUCACAGCAGAUGUUUCAGAUGUAAAUGUGGUGAAGACCUGCAAAAGCAAUGUUCUAGAGUUCCAGAUUCAAAAGAAAAAGAAUGUAUAGAAGACUUCUGCACAAUCGAUGGCAAAAAAUACAAAAUACACGAGCCGAUACCUAGUUAUCACAGAUGUAUCAGAUGUGAGUGCGGUAAAGAUCUGCAGAUGCAUUGUUCUAGACAAUCAGAUUCAGGAGAAGAAGAAUGUAACUUUUGCAACAUUGAUGGCAGAAAAUAUCAAAUUCAUGAGCCAGUACCUAGUCAUCAUAGAUGUAUAAAAUGUGAGUGUGGUGAGGACUUGCAAAAGACUUGUUCUAGAGAAAGGCAAUGUGACACUGAGCAUCUCUGCAAUAUCGAUGGCAUGACCUACAGAAUUCAUGAGCCAGUACCAAGUCACAGCAGAUGUUUCAGAUGUAAGUGUGGCGAAAACCUGCAAAAGCAAUGUUUUAGAGUUCCAGAUUCAAAAGAAAAAGAAUGUAUAGAAGACUUCUGCACAAUCGAUGGCAAAAAAUACAAAAUACAUGAGCCGAUACCUAGUCAUCAUAGAUGUAUCAGAUGUGAGUGCGGUAAAGAUCUGCAGAUGCAUUGUUCUAGAGACUCAGAUUCAGGAGAAGAAGAAUGUAACUUCUGCAACAUCGAUGGCAGAAAAUAUCGAAUUUAUGAGCCAGUACCUAGUCAUCAGAGAUGUAUGACAUGUGAGUGUGGUGAGGACCUGCAAAAGUCUUGUUCUAGAGAAAGGCAAUGUGAGCCUCUCUGCAAUAUCGAUGGCAUGACCUACAGAAUUCACGAGCCAGUACCAAGUCACAGCAGAUGUUUCAGAUGUAAAUGUGGUGGAGACCUGCAAAAGCAAUGUUCUAGAGUUCCAGAUUCAAAAGAAAAAGAAUGUAUAGAAGACUUCUGCACAAUCGAUGGCAAAAAAUACAAAAUACACGAGCCGAUACCUAGUUAUCACAGAUGUAUCAGAUGUGAGUGCGGUAAAGAUCUGCAGAUGCAUUGUUCUAGACAAUCAGAUUCAGGAGAAGACAAGCAGCUUUAUGAAUGA
This is a messenger RNA of Xenopus tropicalis (tropical clawed frog), 2442 nucleotides long. RefSeq lists its product as uncharacterized. The coding region runs from base 1 to 2442 and encodes 813 amino acids. The transcript is spliced from 19 exons. Lineage: Eukaryota; Metazoa; Chordata; Amphibia; Anura; Pipidae. The record is from RefSeq and is a predicted model, not a curated record.